Messenger RNA from Scophthalmus maximus (turbot), 3897 nucleotides. RefSeq names its product ectodysplasin A receptor (gene edar). Lineage: Eukaryota; Metazoa; Chordata; Actinopteri; Pleuronectiformes; Scophthalmidae. Gene Ontology annotation, molecular function: signaling receptor activity. The transcript is spliced from 11 exons. The record is from RefSeq and is a predicted model, not a curated record. The coding region runs from base 14 to 1585 and encodes 523 amino acids. Gene Ontology annotation, cellular component: plasma membrane. Gene Ontology annotation, biological process: positive regulation of JNK cascade; positive regulation of canonical NF-kappaB signal transduction.
AGAAGACGCAAAAAUGUCAGAGAGGAGAGGUCAGAAGAAGUCCAUUUUUCUGUCCUCAUUAUUAGUGUGUUGCAUGUUUGCCAGUGCGGAGUAUUCCAGCUGUGGAGAGUACGAGUUCUUCAACCAGACCAGUAACAGCUGCCAAGCCUGUCCUCAGUGCCAGCCAGGACAAGAGCCACAUAUGACCUGUGGCUACGGUGUGAGGGACGAGGACUUCGCCUGUGUGCCGUGUCCGCAGGGCAAAUAUUCCAAGGGGAAGUACGAGAUCUGCAGACGCCAUAAAGACUGCGAUGCCUUCUACAAAGCCACAGUGCGUGUGGCAGGAACCCCGGACAGCGAUGCUGAGUGUGGGCCAUGUUUACCGGGGUAUUACAUGCUGGAGAACAGGCCCAGAAACCUCUACGGGAUGGUGUGCCACUCCUGCCAGAACGCGCCGCGCAACACCAAAGAAUGUACGCAAAGCAGCAGACCAAGAGAAAAACCCGUCAUCGACCCUGGCAGCACCACUGUGUUCCCUCAUCCUGAUAAAGGUUCCAACGGACAGGGUCACCUCGCGACGGCUCUCAUUAUCGCCAUGUCAACCAUAUUCAUCAUGGCCAUCGCCAUCGUUCUCAUAAUCAUGUUUUACAUCCUGAAGGCCAAACCCAGUGGUCAGGCAUGUUGUACCGGACAAGUUGUGAAGGCAGUGGAGGCUCAGACCAACAAACAGGAAGAAAAGAAAGAGGUCCCAGAUAAUGUGGUGAUCUACUCGGAAAAAGACGAAUUUGACAAACUCAAAGCUCCUCCUCAGAAGACGGUGAAAAGUGAAAACGAUGCGUCAUCAGAGAACGAGCAGCUGUUGAGCCGCAGCAUUGACAGCGAUGAGGAGCCUGCGUCCGACAAACAGGGAUCCGCCGACACCAACAACCUGAGCCCCAACCGGUGCCUCCUCAACCUGGGCAACAAGCCCGACCUCUGCCUGCUCUCCCUGGGGCUUCUGGAGAGCGACCAUGCCUGCAACGGGACCCCCACCUCCCCAGCUGGCCAUGCCAACAACAUCCCAAGUCCCAACCACAUCGGCAAUGUCAACCACAUCUCCAGCACUAACCACAUCAGCAACAUGAACGCAAUCAAUAACAACAAUAAAACCCCAGGGAUGCUUCAGAGUCGAAGGAAAAAGAUCCUGGAUCUAUACGCCAGAGCCUGCAAUGUUACAGAGGGCCUGAGCCCCACAGAGCUCCCCUUCGACUGUCUGGAGAAGACCAGCCGCAUGCUGAGCUCCUCCUACAGCAGCGAAGCGGCCGUGGUGAAGACAUGGAGGCACCUGGCCGAGAGCUUUGGCCUGAAGCGCGACGAGAUCGGCGGCAUGAGCGACGGCCUGCAGCUCUUCGAGAGGGUGAGCACGGCGGGCUACAGCAUCCCCGACCUCCUCACCCGCCUAGUGCAGAUCGAGAGGCUGGACGCCGUGGAGUCGCUCUGCUCGGACGUGCUGGGCAGCGGUGAGAUGGCAGCAGUGGCCGGGCGACAAGGCAUCAACAGUUUCCACAGCCAGCUGGUCUGUCAGCCCCCGUACCUGUCUCCCUCCCAACGCUGUGCCAGUGUCUAGAUGCGGUGGAGCGGAGACUUCAGAGACUUGGGUGCCCUACAGUAUACGUUGAUGUAGGGACCGGUUACUGCUCGGACUAGGAGGACGGCACAUAUACAGUACACAUAUUACACCCAUCACAUGAAGAAUGUCAGUGGACCUUUCGCAGGCACAAUCCUCUUUGCCCACCGUGGUUAUUCUCUGUCAAGAAGCUAGCAAUGUGAAAUAGUUUGUAUCAUUCCAAAGUUCCACAGAUUUCGAGAAAGACGAAAAUAAAAGAUUGCUCAUUUCAGACAUUUUCUCCUCUGCGAGAACAAAACACUAUCAAUCAAUUUCGAUUCUUGCCUUUCUCAAAUUCUAAGGAAUGUGAACAAAAAAAUAGCUGGUUUAACUUUGCGCUGGAUCUAACGCAGUAAGAUUUUUUCUUUUUAAAAACACUGACAAUAUUAAGUAAGCAGUUCCAGCCCCAAAAAUGGAAUAAAAAGAUACAAUGGUGUGCAGCGGUGCCAACCAACCCCUUAGCUGUCCUCUCAGCGAACCUCCUGCUGACACAGCUGAGGGCUGUGUGUCCGUGAAUGGGAAGCGACCUGGUCUGACCGCAGCGUCAGUGAGCAUCCAUGAAUGCGCCUCUUGGCUGUGCUGUCAUCAUAUGGGAAAGACGGGCCGAUACGAGCCCACCGCUCAGAAUGCAAACAUAAUGCCCAGCUGGGAACGCCAAAACAUCGUUCAGCUCAACUCUCAUCUGGUGAACUACAGUAUGCUCGUGAACUUUGGGCGUUUAGGGACACGCCCGUGUCUCUCACUGAACUCUACCCCUCACCAGCACAGACGCAACUAUAGUCCGGAGUAGAUUAUGGUGGAUUCAUCCCAAAGAAUGAUCUGUUCAUUAAAUGCUUAGAACUGCAUAGCAUGUGUCUGCUGCCUGUGCUCCGUUUUAACACAGUAUAUAAAUCAACGCACAGAACCAGCACGCUCUGCUGCUAUAACUACUUCCUCAGCAGUGAUUUCAGUCUGUCACCCACCCCCACACCCCCUAAUAAUUCUUCCCCUCUCUCCCCUUUCACCCCAGUGCUGUGGUCUAGCGCUGCCGCCAGUCCUAAUUAUUUGCCGUGUGGCUUGCCGGGCCCCUAAUAGGCUGAAGUGUUGUGGUUUACAGAGCGGGUGCAAAGUGCCCGUGAUUUCCAUCACCCAAUUAAGCAUUUAGGGCCACUUAACCGCUGAAAGCCCAGUGGAAAAGCUGUAAAAAACCCUGCAUUAAAAAAAAAAUGGAGAUGCCACAGCGCAGGCAUGACUAACUGCCCCCGGGUUUUCUGUGCUGCGAAACGGUGCAAGAAUGCAGCCGGUUGGCGGUGGAGGGAGGCAGCGCUACGGUUGUCCUACAGCGUCUGAUCUUGCUCAGCUUUUGUGGUCGGCUCAGUCAUGCUCCGACAGGAUUUAAGCUCUCCUCCACCCUAUGGGACCAAUAUAGCAAACGAGAACAAUAUGCAGUUGUGUGGGUUGUCCACUUCUGAUAGAAGCCAGUUUACUGUUUGUAUGUACGGAGGCUGCGGGUGGCUCCGAUCAGCAUCAGGUUAAACUUUGUGAAGAGCAUCACAUUUUAUGCUCAUCUAAGCUUCAUCAACAACAGAUAAUAAUAAUAUUAAAUAGAUACGAUGCUGGUCAAUGUCCUGCUCUCUGUUUUUCGUUCGGCUACAAAAUUUUACUCAAACAAGCAAUGCCAAGACUUGUUUUGGUCUCAUUUCUUGGGAAUAUGACUGAGCUUUAUCUGAUGGCUGAUGUUGUCAGCAUAAUGUCCUGUGACUGGUCUGCACAGAAUCAAAUCACCUGCUGCCAAGUUCUUUUUAUACUGCUUUUUUUUCAUAUUUUAUAUUGCAAACUCUGGGGCUGGACCCUAGUACUUUGAAUUAGGGCACAUGUCUGACCUCUUGUCAAGGCAAAUAAAAUAAAUCCCAUUAAAUAUAACUGCUCUCUUAGAGCAGGGUUGUCUACAUCAGAUCCAGUUCAAUUCAAAACAGGUUUAACUAGUUAUUUUUAUCAUGAUUUAUGCUGUUGAACUUUUGUAAAUAAUCUAAUUGCUGGACUAAAUUGAAAUGAAACGGAUCCAAGCCCUGUUUUCAGGCAUGCAAACCCUUGUCUGACACACGGUAUACUAUGCUGAUAGGAUGAUAUACAGAAACCAAACACGGAUUACUUACCUCAGUAGCACAUACGUUAUAGUAGAACAUGUAGAAACACACACACACACAAAGUCAUCACAGAACCAAAGUAUAACUGUAUAUAUAACUUAUUAUUGUACAUAAUGUAUACUUUAAUAAAGAUGUAAUGCAACAAUG